CCUGCUUUUCGCCGCCCCUCCUUUGUCGUCGGAUGACGCUUCUUAUACGCUGCUUUUGUUCCAGUUUACAGACUUCGAAGGACCCCGCGUUGCCUAAUUGCCCGCCAUUUGAAGCCGUCCUGCCACGAUGGCGUCACGAGCAGACAGCGCACACGACUUGCUCGAUUUGGAUAUCCAAACAUUGCGACAAUAUGUUGAGCUAUUUCCGAAUGAGGGCCUAUCGAAGGUGUUGACCGGGUAUUUGAGCAGCGGAAUCUCGAAAUAUCCGCUUUCAGAGGAGACAGAUGCUCCGGAUCUGAGUGAGGGCGGCGUCUCUCUGAACGAGGAUGUGCCGCUUUCUCAGGAAGACUGUUUGGUGAUGAUGACUGAAGGCAUCCUAGAAGCGAAGGACUCUCCACUAGCCCAUUGCUUGCUUGGAGACUACUACCUCUCGUUGGAAGAAUACGAGAGCGCAGUCGAGACGACCCGAAAGGGCCUGAAGCUCGCCGCUGCGGCGUCGAAGAAGACGGAUUUGCCCUUCCAAAGGGUUCGGGACGCACUAAGCAGCACCCUUGCUACGGCCCUCGUGUACUACCAAACGCCAAGGAAUCAUCCUGAGGCGAAGGAGAUAUUUCAAUCCAUUCUAAAGCGCAAACCCCAAUUCACUUCAGCAUUGAUUGGCAUCGGUCUCAUUCUUGAAGAAGAGGAAGAGUACGCGGAAGCUGUUGAAUUCCUUGAACAGGCACUGAAGCAGGAUCCCUCCAAUGGACGUAUUGGCGCCGAGACUGCGUGGUGCCAGGCGCUCAGCGGCGAUUAUGCGGCCGGAUUAGCAAGACUACAGGAGUAUCUGGAGUAUCCCCAAAUGGACGCUUCAACGCAACGAGGCAGAGAACUUCGAGCGCAGACCCUGUACCGUAUUGGCGCCUGCAUCUGGGAGCUAGACACUACGAAAGCAGCCCGGCGGGACCGACAAGGAGCCUACACCAGGUUCCUUGCUGCAAUUAAAGCCAACCCGAACUACGCGCCGCCAUAUACGAAGCUUGGUAUCUUCUACGAAGACUACAACAAGGACAAGAAACGAGCCAGACAAUGUUUUCAGAAAGCCUUCGAGCUAUCGCCUUCCGAGAUUGUUGCAGCGGAACGCCUUGCUCGACUAUUCGCAAACCAAGGCGAAUGGGAUAUUGUCGAAGUGGUGUCUCAACGAGUUGUCGAUUCUGGAAAGAUUCGCGUAGCUCCAGGAUCCAAGAAGAAGGGAGUGAGUUGGCCCUUUUCCGCGCUGGGCGUAGUUCAAAUGAACAAGCAAGAAUACCAGAAAAGCAUUGUGUCGUUCUUGUCAGCUCUCCGCAUCAGCCCGGACGACUAUCACUCGUACAUUGGCCUUGGUGAGAGCUAUCACAACUCCGGACGAUAUAUUUCCGCUGCAAAAGCUUUCAACUAUGCCGAGAGCCCUGCCGACGGCGUGGACAUGAAGAAGAUGGAUGGCGCGGGCUGGUUCACAAAGUACAUGCUAGCAAACGUCCAUCGAGAGCUGAGCGAGUUCGACGAGUCUAUCAGAGGGUAUGAGGAAGUUUUGAGUGAGAGAUCCCAAGAAUUUGGCGUCUCAAUCGCGCUCGUGCAGACGCUUGUGGAGAAGGGAUGGCGUUGUAUCGAAACUGGCUUCUUCGGUGAAGCAGCCGAUAGUGCGAUCAGAGCGGUUGAGGUUGCAACUACGAUCACAGAUUACAAGCCGGACGCCUUUAAUCUUUGGAAGGCUGUCGGCGAUGCAUGCGGUUUGUUCACCUGGGUCCAAGGGAAGCUGGACCAGUUUCCCACGACAAUGGUGGGGGACCUUUUGAGCAGCAAAUCCGACGUCGAGCUUGACUAUGACGCUCACAAAGACAUUGAUGGCAUCGGCUCAGAUGAGCUUACUUUGCUCACUUCCAACGAAAGCCCUCUCUUAUCGAGAGUGCUACAAGCGUCGAUCCUUAGCCAGAAGCGGGCAAUAGCAAGCUGCGCGGGCGAUGUUCACGCGCAAGCGGUUGCCUGGUACAAUUUGGGGUGGACAGAGUACCGCGCUCAUGUGUGUCUGGAGCAGGAAGGGGAGCAGGGUCAGAAGCUUACUACGUUCCUACGAGCGGCUAUGAAAUGCUUCAAGAGGGCUAUCGAACUGGAAGCAGGCAAUGCUGAGUUUUGGAAUUCGCUUGGAGUCAUCACAACCACUCUGAGUCCAAAGGUCGCUCAACAUGCGUUCGUCCGCUCUCUGCAUCUCAACGAACGUAGCGUCCGCGCAUGGACAAACCUCGCCACGCUCUAUCUACUCCAGAACGAUCAGGAGCUCGCGCAUCAGGCGUUCUCCCGGGCCCAGUCUACCGACCCAGACUACGCUUUAGCAUGGGUGGGCGAAGGCAUCAUCGCCCUACUUUUCGGCGACACCAACGAGGCACUGUCGCACUUCACACAUGCCUUUGAGCUUUCGGAUUCUUCGCCUUUGCUAACCAAGCGGCAAUACGCCGUCUCCACAUUUGACUUCCUGGUCUCGUCGCCUUCAGCCUCAAACAACAUUACAAACCUCGUCCAGCCACUGUUUGCUCUUCAUCAGCUGAGCUUUCAGGCUCCCUACGAUAUCCCACACAAGCAUCUAGCCGCACUGUUCCUCGAGCGAAUAGGCAGUCAUGAUGCAGCGAUUAGUGCGCUAAUGGCGAUAUGCGAAGCCGCGGAGCAGGAAUACGAGACUGCAGAGUCGCUUUCUGCGCUAGCGCGAUAUGCCCAGGGGAAGAACGAUCUCGCUAGGAACCUCCUCGCAAGCGGCUCUAAUGACUCUGCCGCUGAGGAAGCGGAGACUGCAUUGGAAUCACUCUCCGACUUCGAUGCCGAAUCGAACAAGUCCAUAAUGUCUCCCGACGCACUCUCCAAGACCAGACUCUCAGCAAGGCUUACAGCUGGGUUGGCACAUUACUUCCGUGGCGACCUUGACGCCGCUAUUCCUUACUUUCGAACCUCGCUUGAAGCCACGGGCUCAAAUCCGGACAUCAUAUGUCUUCUCGCUGAGGUCCUAUGGGCUAAGGGCGGCGAAAACGAAAAGGAUGUCGCGCGAGAGCAACUCUUCGCCGCUGUCGAAAAGCAUGGCCGACACGUCGGCGUUGUCACGCUUUUGGGUGCCAUGGCGAUGAUAGACGAGGAUGUAGAUACAAUGGAAGCAGUGAGAGAAGAUCUCGAGUCUUUGCGUACAGACAAGGGCCUCACUCCCGAGCACUUGGCCCGUGUUGAGAAGGUCUUGGAGGCGAUAUCCUGCUCCAUCGGCGGUGAAGAGCAGGAAUUGGACGAGGCUAGGCGGGGUGUUAUGCUCGCACCAUGGAAGCAUACCGGCUGGACAGAACUGGCGGACGCUACCGGCGGAGACGCCUUCGCGGCGACUAUGGCUAAGGAGACGGCGAGGAGGAGUGUUGCUCCUGUUGGUACGCUCGAUACGGAGGGGCUCGCUAAUGCUUUCGCGGGAACAGGCGAUGUAAAAGAUGCGCAGAGGGCCAUUGUGCUUGCACCUUGGUGUAGGGAAGGCUGGAGCGCGCUUGUGGAGUGCUUGAAGGCUGCAUGAGCACGACAAAUUCAUGAAGAUUGGGGCAAAGAUUCAGCGAUGCUGCUCCUUCCGCUCAGGCUCGCUAUACUUGGACACAGAAGAAUAUAAAUAAGCCGCGUAGCUUCCCUGACGCGCCGCGUAGUGACUCGCAUUGAAAAUUAUGAAUCCUCAAAAU
Trematosphaeria pertusa is the source of this 3707-nucleotide messenger RNA. Its product is annotated as TPR-like protein. Gene Ontology annotation, cellular component: Ski complex. Gene Ontology annotation, molecular function: protein binding. Lineage: Eukaryota; Fungi; Ascomycota; Dothideomycetes; Pleosporales; Trematosphaeriaceae. The record is from RefSeq and is a predicted model, not a curated record. The transcript is spliced from 3 exons. The coding region runs from base 128 to 3550 and encodes 1140 amino acids.